Humulus lupulus (European hop) is the source of this 597-nucleotide messenger RNA. Its product is annotated as pyridoxine/pyridoxamine 5'-phosphate oxidase 2. The record is from RefSeq and is a predicted model, not a curated record. Gene Ontology annotation, biological process: pyridoxine biosynthetic process. The transcript has 6 exons. Gene Ontology annotation, molecular function: pyridoxamine phosphate oxidase activity; FMN binding. The coding region runs from base 1 to 597 and encodes 198 amino acids. Lineage: Eukaryota; Viridiplantae; Streptophyta; Magnoliopsida; Rosales; Cannabaceae.
AUGGGAACAAUGAAAGCACCAUGGAAGCAGCUUCUUCUAGACGCAUUAGAAGCAAAUUCCCACCUUAAACACUCUUCUUUCUUACAGCUUGCUACGAUGGGUUGUAAUGGAAGACCUUCAAAUCGCACUGUCGUUUUCAGGGGGUUUCACGAGGAUACUGAUAAGAUACAAAUCAACACAGAUUACAGAAGCCACAAGAUUGAGGAGCUUAAGCAUUGCCCAUUUGCUGAGAUUUGUUGGUACUUCACUGACUCUUGGGAGCAAUUCCGGAUUAAUGGAGCAAUCGACAUUAUUGAUGGAACAAAUCCUGAUCCUAUAAAACUUCAGCAAAGAGAGAAAUCAUGGUUUUCCAGUUCUCUUAGAUCUAGGCUGCAGUAUUUGGGGCCUAAUCCAGGUCUUCCAAGUAUAGAUGAAGAUCCAACCAAAGAAAUUUUUCUCGACAAUUCUAGAGGCCCAGUCGAUGCAUUUUGUGUGCUAAUUUUAGAUCCAGAUCAGGUUGAUUACUUGAAUUUGAAGAGCAACCAGAGGCUAAGCUUUGCAUCUAGACAAAGUGUAAGCGGGGAGAAGUCCUGGACUUCAGGGAGAAUUAAUCCUUAA